AAAAUAGAAAGUAAUUGGAAGGGAGUGAGAGCGAUAUGAUUUGGGGCAGAGAAGAAAACCUAAAGCUCACACUCACACCUUUUUUGUUACUAUUUCACGCGUGCUAUGCUCUUCCUUUGUCUCCCUAUUUCACAACCCAAGAACCCUUUCCAUAAUAACUUAUACUAUCAUAAAAUAUGAAAAUACUAAUCAAAAUAUUAGUAGUAUUUAUUCACACACAUAUACAUAAUCGACCUAUAUAUAUAGACACACACACUUAGGAGACUUUGUGCACUGCUUCAUUCUCUAUAACCAAGUAUAAGCUUGGAGGGGGUUAUUUUUCUAAAAGGGAUUGAGUUUUUAAGAUCAUGUCUGUGAGUAUCUCUACCUCACUCCAUUCUUCUUACUUAUUGCCCUCGGUUUACAAUUCACACAAAUAUUUCAAUAGAUAUAGAGCUUGAAUUUGUAAUAGCUGAAAUGUGUGUUUGUAGAUGACAGUGGAGAUAAGAGUUCCAAACUUGGAUUGUGAAGGAUGUGCUUCUAAGCUUAGGAAGACUCUACUCAAGCUUAAAGGAGUGGAAGAAGUGGAAGUAGAGAUGGAAACCCAAAAAGUGACGGCUCGAGGAUACCGGUUAGAGGAAAAGAAGGUAUUGAAAGCGGUACGACGUGCCGGUAAGGCAGCUGAACUGUGGCCAUACCGGUUAGGUAAUAGCCAUUUUGCCUCUUUCUAUAAAUAUCCUUCUUACGUGACCAACCACUAUUACUCUGAUGCACACCGUACGGAUCCCACCGGUGGUGUCCACACUUUCUUCCACACUCCCGCGGAUUACUCGGUUGCUGUGGCUGGAGAUGAGAUCGCGGCUUCGAUGUUUAGCGAUGAUAAUCCCCAUGCUUGUACUAUUAUGUAGUCUUUUAGUAUACAAAAAUAUGUUUUCAGUUCAUCUUCUUCGUCCAAAUUUGAUUUGAUGUGAUUUUUUUUGUACAACUAAUGUUGGAAUGAGAAAGUAAAAUAUAUAUGUUGUGUUUUAGUCUGAAUAAAUUGGAUCAACAUGAUCUAAACAAAUACAAUCCGAUUCAAAA
This is a messenger RNA of Arabidopsis thaliana (thale cress), 1059 nucleotides long. Its product is annotated as Heavy metal transport/detoxification superfamily protein. Bases 471 to 887 code for a protein of 138 amino acids. The transcript is spliced from 2 exons. NCBI's taxonomy places the organism in Eukaryota, Viridiplantae, Streptophyta, Magnoliopsida, Brassicales, Brassicaceae. Gene Ontology annotation, molecular function: metal ion binding. The record is from RefSeq and is marked reviewed.